Molecule: messenger RNA, 654 nt
Organism: Wyeomyia smithii (pitcher-plant mosquito)
Lineage: Eukaryota; Metazoa; Arthropoda; Insecta; Diptera; Culicidae
Exons: 1
Coding region: 26-517 (163 amino acids)
Molecular function (GO): protein binding
Source: RefSeq, a predicted model, not a curated record
GAAAACUGUCACUAAGCUACCAACAAUGAGUAACGAAAGCUGCUCGAGUUCGAUAGUUAGCGAACCCGAACAAGCAGAGGUCAAUCACUUCAUCCCGGAUGCGGAAAGCCAACUGCUGCGAACCUUUCGUAAAUCGCUGGAAAAUAGCGCCUACCUGCGGAAGGCUCGCUGUGAGAUGCGCAAGAAAGUUCUAGAAACCAUUCAGGCAUCGGAAGAAAGCAAUCUGUUCACGAUUGGCCGCGGACAGCCACCCCGAGCGGUUCAGCUGAUCAACCAACUGAUCCUGGAGUACUUCGACUGGUACAAUCUGCAGUACAGUGGAGAAAUGUUCUCGGUGGAAUCGGAAACUCCCCGGAUGGCUGCCGCGGUUCGCCGGCAAACCCUGGUGGCCUCGCUGUGUCCUCGCCUCGAUGAACCCCUUCAGUUCCAGUCCGAUCUGCCCGUGCUGGCCGAGUUGGUUAUGAAGAUGGCCGUCGAGGAGAAAAACCACUCGCCAGCAGUGGAGUCGUCGCCGUGAUGCUCGUUGGCAGUGUUUACAAACACACGUCACACACAGUCAAUAGGACCGAGUCCCGGAUCGUUGCAGUCUAGGUCUAGUCGUCGAAAAGGCCAUCAAACAGCAGCAGCCAGCGGAGGAGGGGAAAGUAAACAUAG